CAGACAUUGACGACUUAGUGAAAGGCCCUAAUGUACAGGAAGCUGAAAGCUCACAGGACCAGACGCAGGACCGUGCAAGGCGGCAGAGGAACAAAGGCAAGAUCAUGGGCAGACUCAAUGGCGCCAUGGAGGCAGAGAGAGUGACGGUACGAGACCUCGUGACCCCCGUCUUGGCAGAGGUACAAAAUCACUCGCUAUACUCGUUCUGCAGACAUCAACUUCUUCUGCCAAGGUAGUACUUUUACCACUUUGAGUUCCAUCAUGGCACCAGUCGCUAGCUCUGAGCAUGUUCCUGCACCUUUCCAUGGCCCUUCAUCGACCAAAGCGGGCAAUGCCUCUCGCAUCCAGGCAGACCCACAGCUGGUAGCCUACCCCACCUACAGUUCCGAUCCUUCCACUCCCGAAGAAUUUUACACUCGCGCAAAAGAAGUCAGUGACCUACUCGCCCAGGACGCCCACAUUCGAGAUCGGGGUAAUGUUGUUCCUCACCGUCAAGUGCAGCUCCUGAAGGAUGCAGGGCUGGUCACUCUCCUUGGCCCUAAAGAGGCAGGCGGGGCAGGGCAGACCUGGUCUGUAGCCUACCGCGUAGUGCGGAUCAUUGCUCAGGGAGAAGGCUCGCUAGGUCAACUUCUCGGGUACCACUACAUCUGGUUCUGGACCUCCGUAUUCGUCGGUCUUCCCGAGCAAGACGCACGAAUUCGAGCUUGGCUCACACAGAACAAGUACUUUCUUGGCGGAGCGGUCAAUCCUCGAGAUGCCGAUCUGCAGGCAGUGCCCAAGCAGGGGGAUCCUAGCAAGCUCGUCUUCAAUGGCAAGAAGACUUUUUCGACUGGAAGUAAAAUAUCGGAUGUGACCAUAUUGGAGGGAGCUCUGCCCGAUGGGACACACAUCUUCGCCCCAGUCCUCUCGAGCGAUAAGGGCAUUGUGUAUGGCGACGAGUGGGUCGAUACCUUGGGCAUGAGGGCAACACAGUCUGGAGGUAUUACCAUCACUGACGUUGAAGUCGACGUUGCCGACGCUCUGGGCUACGUCGAUGGGCAAUUUCGAGCUCUUGGACCUUUCAAUACCUUGAUCUUGCCUGCGAUUCAACUCGUCUUCACUUCCUUCUACCUCGGUAUAGCCCAAGGCGCCCUUGCCCGUGGUCUAGCCUACACCAAAUCCAACACGCGCGGCUGGCCCUACCAACCCACGCCCGUAGCCCGCGGCACCGACGAAUUCUACAUUCAGGAAGGCUACGGCACGCUGCAAGCUCGUCUCUGGGCUUCUGAAGCCCAAAUCGACGCCGUUGUCGAUCGAGCCUCAGCUCUACUUCACGCUUCGCCACGUGAGGCGAUCACGGCAGAGCAGCGUGCUCAUCUCGCUGUGCGCGUCGCAGCUGCUAAGAGCAAUGCGGGCGAUUUCGGACUAGAGGUGGUGACCAAGGUGUACGAGUACCAGGGAGCUCGCAGUGUCAGUGGCAAGUACGGGUUCGACCUUGCCUUCAGAGAUCUUAGGACCCAUUUGCUGCACGAUCCGCUUGCUCAUAGAAAGGCCGAGGUGGGCAGAUGGGCGCUGCAUGCCCCUAGCGAGGAGGCUUGGCCUACGCCGACUUGGUACUCUUGACAUGACAAUCUGUGGAGGAGAGCAAGAGAUGGAGAGAGUGUAGACACCUGUGGUCCGAAUGGUCAGUGAUUUAGUGUCCACCUUUUGAAGUUUUUUCGCGG
Messenger RNA from Microstroma glucosiphilum, 1703 nucleotides. RefSeq names its product acyl-CoA dehydrogenase NM domain-like protein. Bases 262 to 1602 code for a protein of 446 amino acids. The transcript is spliced from 2 exons. NCBI's taxonomy places the organism in Eukaryota, Fungi, Basidiomycota, Exobasidiomycetes, Microstromatales, Microstromataceae. Gene Ontology annotation, molecular function: 3-methylbutanoyl-CoA dehydrogenase activity; flavin adenine dinucleotide binding. The record is from RefSeq and is a predicted model, not a curated record. Gene Ontology annotation, biological process: L-leucine catabolic process.